ACUAAACCCCAUGAAAAAGCCCCCCAGGACAUACCUUCUCUCGUUCAUGUUUCACAACUCCAAAAAAGAUAGUUACUUGCCGACGCAUCUGUGACCAUCGACAUGGCCGAAGUUAUUGGGAUCCUUGCGAGCGCAGCAGCACUCAUCCAGCUCGUAAGCUACGGCAAGAAAUCCGCCCGCGCGUUGCACCGAUUCUCUCAUCGUGCAGGCUUCUCGAAACCAGACGUUGAGCGAUGUGCCAAUCAUCUAAGAACCUUUUCGCUUGCCGUUAGCUUGGCUGUCGAAACACUGGACGAGUAUGACGCAGAUACCAACACAUCCCCCGUCUUUGACUUCAUGAAAUCAGAGCAAGUGAUCAGGGUCAUAUCUAUCGACUCGGACUCGCUUGGAAUGCGCCUGAAUUUAGUUGUAAAACGUUUCCGGAGUCUUUCCAGAGGCAGCCGAACACCAGUGGCUUUCGUCAAGUGGUGGCUUCACAAGGACGAUGUCAUUACUCUUUUCCCCGAAAUGGAAAGGAUCAAAACCAACCUCACAUUGAUCAUAGCUGCGAUCCAACUGAAGCUGGUCUACACAAAGAUUAAGAUGCAAUCUUCUGAUUCACUCGCUAUUAGAAAACUGAAAAAGAAAAAGUAUAGGUUGGAAAGCAGCAUUAGAACCCACUUGGACAUGUUGGCCAAACUUGAGGACCAGAUAGAGUGUGCGCAUCAACGUAUAUCUUCAAUAGGUCAGGGACCGUCUAUUGCCGCCUCUAAUUCAGCAUAUGAAGCUCUUUUUGACUGGGGAAAAGCAUUGCGAAGACUGGAGACGUAUCAAACACGGCAUCUGCGUCGCCUAGGCCCACUAUUCCCCAGGACGUCGUCCAAAGUCCUACAACUAGCAAGAUCUUGCAUGUCGAUGAGAAAGACAUAUCUCAAGCUAUCACUGGUUAUAUAAGGGACCCUGAAAACCGAAGAGCACCCCUACCCGUAGACGCCACCCUCUACCACAGGCUGGACGGAAACAUUAUUUCCAUGCUCGAAGCUCGGGAGCUUGGACUUGAUGUAAUACCAAACGAUGAAGAUAAGGAAGAGUUUAGAAUAUCAUUCGAUGGCUUGAAACCCCAAAAAUGUGUUGGCG
This is a messenger RNA of Colletotrichum navitas, 1116 nucleotides long. RefSeq lists its product as uncharacterized. Bases 103 to 933 code for a protein of 276 amino acids. The transcript is spliced from 2 exons. The record is from RefSeq and is a predicted model, not a curated record. Lineage: Eukaryota; Fungi; Ascomycota; Sordariomycetes; Glomerellales; Glomerellaceae.